AUGCAGUCUUUAGGCGCGUUGGUGUCUUUUCGUUUCUUGAAUAGGGCGACGAUGUGUCCGCCAUGUGCUUUUGUUGCCACUAGUCGGUUGUUGCAUGUGCAGGAGAUUCUUCCGGCUGAUAUUUCUCUCAUUGAGGCAGUGGGGGAGGCUCAUGCGUCGUAUGGCAAUGCCUCUGAUGGGGGUGGGGCCUUUGACGGCAGUCGUGAGCUGCCGCAGCAUUUCUUGGACGCAAAGCAGCUGGACACGUUUUCUCGGGCACGUGUGGUGAACUUUAUCAAACGCUUCUCGCAGGGAAAAGUGACCGGCAGCAAUGAGGUAUUUCAGGGGCAGGAGGUGAAGCGCCAUGACGGCUCCAUCUUGUAUCAUUGUCGAGUGCGACUUCCUUUUCAGAGUCACAACGGUGAGGUGUGGGCGCAUGGGGUGUCGUGCAGUGGCAAGGAUGCGGAGAUGCUUGCCGCGAUGCAUGCUGAGUACAUUAUUGAUGAGUUUGGUUAUCAUAUCUAUACACUUCCCUCAAUGCAACGCAAGCAUGCCGAGGCGGCACGUAAAGUCGGACGAUGGGCCCCCAUGCCAGAUGACGGUGACAGGGCUCAAACACAUGUUCGUAUUCCGCUUCCUCUUCGCCGUAUCAUUGAUCGUGAUGAAACAGAGGGUGGAAAAUGGCUGUUGAUUGAGCUGCGGCCAAACCACUACAUUUCACCGCACCACACGCUGCUCUCGCCAUGCCUUUUUGACACGGCCGCCGUUCUUCGCAUUAAGUCCCUUUUUGCAGAGCAUGACCUCUCGUUCACUCAGCUCUGUACUUCAGAAGCUGAGAAGGGAAGUGAUAAAAAUGGACAAAUAUAUUACAUUGCCACACUUAUUUUGCCUAUGGAGCUGACGACGUUUAGUGAGAUCAAAGCCCAAGGAAAAGCCUUGAGUCGUGAGUCGGCCGUGACACUCGCCUGUAUGCAUGCAGAGUUGCUUCUGGACGCACACUCAAUCGCUCUUUUCCCAUCGGAUGCUGUAAAGCAAAAACAACAUGCUCUUACUGCAUGGAGUUUUGGACGCCCUGCUCCAAUUCCAGGGGAAGAUCACAAAAAUCCAUUACACGUGGUGUCUCCAUUGCCUCUUAAAGAGCUUGCAGUGAAGCGUGAGGAUCGCGUCUCAUACAUGAGUUACGAAGAGGACCUUGUGAGACGGCACCGUGCCCUUACCGAGCAGACAUGUGAAUUCACCGAGACCCCCGUCCUGGAUGAGAAGGCGGUGGAGCUACUUAAGGGAUUUCUAAAAAGAGAGAAGGUUCCCAGAACAGAUCCUUUUUUUAUCGAAGAGGUGCAGGGAUUUGUGAAGGCCACCGUAGUGCUUCCAGUACCUAACGUAUUUGGUAUUCGUGGAGGAGUGGGUAUCGCCAUGAACGCGGCGGAUGCGGUUAUACUUGCCUCCAUGCAUGCCAUUGAUGUGGCCAACUUGCUUGGGGUUCACAUCACCGCUGAAGGAACCACUCGAAGUGAAUGGAUCAGGAAACGUAACUCCCGCGGUGAGUCUACCCCGGCAGAAGCGCAGGAUCCAAGUUUAGUAAGCCCUCCAGGAAGGCGAAAAAUUGGCACGCAGAGCAGCUCAAAUGCUGUUGACAAUGAUAUGAACACCGUCAGCGGUAGCGGGAUCGUUGGGCCAACAGAUUCUGCAUUGCUGCAGGCUCCAAAACGUCGACUCCCAAAAAGGGCAAAACUCGUCAUGGCUUCGGAAGAGGGGGAGACAACAGCGUCGCAGGCCGCUUCAGAAAUUGAUUACCUCAAGGCACGAGAGAGUGUUUCUAAGGAGUUGUGGGGACUUGAACCUGAUAGCCCUGAUGGUUACAUUAUGGUAUCUCCUAAAGAUCCCGAACUGCGCACACAGUAUGAACACGCGCUGUAUUCCCCUCGUCAGAUCGACUCCUGUGCGAAAGUGCGUAUAAAGGGUUAUCUUGCUUCCAUGUGUAGACGUGCAGAAGAGGUGUUCUUUGUACAACGUAUUGAAGCCGAAGACAAUGGUGGUCAGGCCAUCUGUCGUUGUGCUUUAAAUUUACCUGUGCCGCGUCGUUUCGGGGAUCGCAUAGCUCUUGGUGAAGCCGUAGAUCCAAAGGACGCGGAAAAUCUUGCUGCAAUGCACGCGGAACUUAUUCUGGACACAUUGGGUAUUCCUCUUUACACGGAUGAGACACUACAGCGUCGACAUGCGGAGUUGUGCCUUAAAAAUGGCCGCUAUGCGCCUGUUAGUGCGUCAAGUGACAUUUCACCCUCCACUGCAUCUCCGCCACCUCUUCGACGGGAAGUAAUUGGUUCGAUUCAUUGGGAAAAUAAAAUCAAAAAACAUGCCCCCAUCGUGAUUUCCAGGGCAAAUACGAAAAAAACUCCAGUAGGUGUCCUUCAAGACGAAUCGGAUCCGGUAGUCACUCCGAAAGAAGCUCAGGCUUAUGAAUUUGUGGCUGAAAAGGACUUGGAUCUUGUGAGCCGUCCGCGGGUGCAGUACUACCUGCGUCGAAACGGUAAGCCGAAGCUGGAAGCAGAAUUCCGUAUGGAACUUCGUGGGCUGGGCAAUGUGUUGCAUGUUGCAGAGUUUAUGAUUCCGGUUCCUGCCAGCUUCGGUGAACGAAUUGCACAUGGCUCCGCAUUAACAAAGCGAGAUGCAGAGAUACUUUGUUGGAUGCAUGCUGAGCGUAUCAUUGAUGCGUUGGGGCUUUGUCUCUUUGACAACCUUCCCGGGCUUCAAAAGAGACACGCUGAACGCGUCAAGCGCCUUGGACGGUGGGCACCGCUUGUUGGUGAAAGUGCUGCCAUGCCACCCGAUACACCCUCACCACUUCCUUUGACACUUGGAACAGCCCCAGAAAAGCCACCCUACCCCAACCCUCCUUCAAACAUAGUCCAGGAGUGGGAUAAGUAUGUUGGGGAGUGUCGUCGAUAUAUUGAGGUAAACUCAAUGCGGGAAGAAAACAUAUUUUAUGAGAUGGAAAAAAUUCCACGCACAGGAGAUCCAUUGUAUGACGCCACAGCGGAAGAAGUAGAGUCCGCCACUGUUGACGUCGAAGCAAAGAAUGCACUGCAACGCUACUGUACCGCCGCCAAUGUGGUAUACCCCGUCUUUUGGAAGUCACGCACAGUGGGCCCAGUUUCACGUCGUGUGUGUCUUACCACCAUAGAGGUUCCCGGGCAUGAGUAUAUUACCGCUAGUGGUGUAGCUGCUAACAAAGAUACAUCACAACGUCGUGCGGCAAUGCAUGCUUUGGCUCUGUUGCGGCGCAUAGAACCUGACUUUUAUGAGAUUGAAAAAGAAGUCAAAUCUGAGACGGAGGAAAGGAUUGCUUUUAUUGAUCCUGUUUCAUUGCUCGAGGAUGAUGGAGCACCAGCGCGACGCCCAGCCAAACCCAACAAGAAGAGGUUCGGCAGUUGGGAUCCUGUUGCCAAGGACUUUUCCCACGAGGGUAAGGUGCGUAUUAUUGAACUUUUCACGGUGUGUUUUGGUUUGCAUCCCCCGAUAGUGCGUCAUUUGAACCGUCGAGAAGGUACUCUUGUGCAUCACACCACCACUGUUGAGGUAACCGACGAGGAUGAUAAAUUGUGGGUUGGUGAGGGGCAUGAUGCGGGGCCUCGUUUUAAUGAGGUUGCGGCGUACGAAGAUCUUUUCUCACGGCUGUCACGCGGUGUUCCUGGGUUUCAGGCGCUGAUGGACCUUAUACGCAACCACUGUUACUUAGACCCUGAACACAUUGUCAAUGUUUCACUCUCCGAGGCACAGAAGGAGCGCAUCCAUCGCGUCCUCGAUGACAUUCCUGAUGUUGAGGAAGGGGAGGAGGUGGUUAAACCGCAAGAGUGGGGGGAAUUCAAAGGUGAGGCAGUUGGCUUAUUGUCUCGGGUUGCCAUGGAAGCAUCAGAGCAGGCGCAAGAAUCGCAGAAUCUCCGCGACAAAUUACACGAAAAGCUGACGAAUGAGGAGUAUCUGUCCAAGUACGCCACACAAAGACAAGGGCUCAGUAUACAUGGCAAACGAGAAGAAAUUUUGAAUGCCAUGGACUCCAGUCAAAUUGUCAUUGUGUGUGGUACAACAGGGUGCGGUAAGACAACGCAGGUGCCACAAUACAUUUUGGAUCAUAUGACGGAAAAAGGCGAGGGUGGAAACUGUUCAAUUGUCAUUACGCAACCUCGACGUCUCAGUGCCGUUUCCAUUGCGCAACGCGUGGCUGCGGAGAGACUAGAGAGCAUUGGUGAAACAUGUGGCUACUCAAUUCGAUUGGACAGUAAACCGGGGCGCAACAUUAAUUUUUGUACCUCUGGUAUUCUUCUUCGCAUUUUACAUAACACCCCCUCUUUGAAUGGAAUUAAUUACCUCAUUAUUGAUGAAAUUCACGAGAGGGAUAUUAACUCUGACUUUUUAUUAAUUCUCUUACGACAACUCCUACGACGUCGAAAAGAUCUGCACGUUGUCUUGAUGAGUGCGACAUUGCAGGCGGAACAGUUUGGAAAAUACUUUGAUGGGGCACCUAUCAUCAAUGUGGAGGGUUACGUGCAUCCCGUGAAGGAACUUUACGUGGAGGAUUUGGUGCCUAUUGCGGCGGAGCAAAAAGUGAUGCCACCUUUGUUGAAGGAGGUGGCAGCAUCCCUUGAGCGGGAAGGAGAUUUUUCAACAAGCGUGGACUUUGCUGCUGCGCUUCCAACGACACUGCCUGUCAACGCCAAGUAUGGCUUUAUGGAGUCCACUGCAGAAAUUGAUUAUGUGACAAUCCAGUUUGCCAUCGAUUAUGCGGUGCGAACUUUGGAUGUGACAAACUCCUCCGUUUUGGUUUUUUUGCCCGGAUGGGAUGAAAUCUACAAGGCGUAUGAGAUACUUGAACGUAACACAAAGUUUCAUAUUAUUUGCUUGCAUUCUUCUGUUGGAACCGAGGAGCAAAUGCGGUGUUUUUUGCCGGCGCCAGAGGGAAAAGUGAAGUUGAUUCUCUCCACAAACAUUGCCGAAAGUGGUGUGACCAUUGACGAUGUCGCUGUGGUGAUUGAUGUUGGGCGUGCAAAGGAGAAGUCAUACGUGAUGCAGAAAGGAACCACCUCCGUUGGCUCCAAUGAAAUGGGAUCGAUUUCGCAACUUGUCACAGUGUACGCAAGUCGAGCAAACUGCGUACAACGACGCGGCCGCGCCGGGCGCACCAGGCCUGGUAUCUGUAUUCGACUCUACUCCAAGAAACACUUUCAAACGGUGCACGACUUUCAAACCCCUGAAAUGCUUCGAACCCCAUUGGAUGCUUUGUGUCUGCAGAUUCUUGCCCUUGACUUAGGGGACCCAGCUGACUUUCUGCAACAGGCUAUUGAGCCACCAUCAUCGGAGCACAUUGAGAUGGCGAUGAUGCGUCUUCAGGAGCUUGGGGCGACGACUUCCAGACGUCAACUGACACCACUUGGGCUUCGCCUCUCGCGACUUCCUGUAGCACCUAAAGUAGGGAAAAUGGUUAUCAUGGGGGCCAUCCUAAAGUGUUUGGACUCUGCCUUAACGAUUGCAGCUGUGACCGACACGGAUGUCUUCAACAGUGCUCGUGAGCAUCGAGAAGCCGUGCGACUACACAAGGAGGACCUUUCCUUGAAUACCCAAUCUGACGUGAUUGCAUCGGUGAAUGCGUUUAAUUUUUGGGUUGUGGCACAUCAUGAAAAGACACCUGCUGAAGUUGUGUAUGAUCUGCACGAACGAAUGUUGAGUGUGCCCCAACUACUCACCGUAUCUAAGUACAAACGUCAAUUCUUUGAUAUUGUCAUGAAUAGUGGAUUUUUGGGGAAUAGAAUUGAGUCUCAGCGAGGAAACGAUUGUACCCGAGCCGAUAUCUUUGUUGACCGGUCCGAGUGGUCAGCCGAUGCCCUCAACGUGGGAUUGGUAAAAUGUGUGGUGGCCUCUGGCUUGUUCCCAAAUGUCGUUAUGAAUAGAGGCAAACGAUUAAUGCGAAAUAAACUUGUCAAUCGUGUGGCGCCAUCUUCAGCAUCGGUGGUACAUCGCACCUCUCAAGAAGAUAUUACGCAACCGUUUUUUGUAUAUGAUGAACUUGUGAAAUUAUCGGAGUCUGAGCGCCUGAAUGUGCGUGGCCUCACAAAUGUUCCAUUGUGGACUAUUCUCAUCAUGGGCACCAGCAGCAUGCCUGUCACCUACCGUGACGACCUAAAUCUGGCUGUUGUUGACGAGUGGAUCAUGUUCCGUGCAACCUUUGGGACGCUGGAGCUUAUUCGAAAGUUUAAACGUGCGUUGAACUUUUGCCUUGGCCGCAAGUUUCUGGACCCAAACGACGAGAAGAACAACGAAAAACUGGAGGAAAUGCGAUGCAUUAUUAAAGAACUUGUAAGCACGCCAUUUAAGCCAAACAAUUUGUCGGAGAAAGUUUGGGAAGAGAGGGGCAUAAUCAUCGAGCCACGCACACAGCCAAAGAGGAAGGGGUCGUCAUCACCAGGUGGAACAUCAGCAUCAGAAGAAGCAACAAGCACAACAACAAAUAGAAAUGGAGCCAAAGCCACUUUAUAA
Messenger RNA from Trypanosoma rangeli, 6507 nucleotides. RefSeq names its product putative RNA editing associated helicase 2,putative. The record is from RefSeq and is a predicted model, not a curated record. The transcript has a single exon. The coding region runs from base 1 to 6507 and encodes 2168 amino acids. Lineage: Eukaryota; Euglenozoa; Kinetoplastea; Trypanosomatida; Trypanosomatidae. Gene Ontology annotation, cellular component: intracellular anatomical structure. Gene Ontology annotation, molecular function: ATP binding; RNA binding.